Molecule: messenger RNA, 2068 nt
Organism: Cannabis sativa
Lineage: Eukaryota; Viridiplantae; Streptophyta; Magnoliopsida; Rosales; Cannabaceae
Exons: 2
Coding region: 1275-1874 (199 amino acids)
Source: RefSeq, a predicted model, not a curated record
GUUUUGUGAUCUUUGAUUCUAGUAGUCUCUUCGAUUUAUUUCUCUAUGGUGCUUGUGUAACUUUACUUUAAAUUUGUGAUUCAUCUCUAAGAAAGUUAUCACAGAUUGUUCAGUUUUUGGAAAUUUUUCAUUUGUGUGGGAAUGGUUUGGGAAAAGAGGGUAAAGAAAUAGUAAUAGAGCUAUGGAGAUCUGAUCCUGGUUUUCUCAUUUUGGUUCCCCUCGCCUAGCCAAGAGAACAUAUAUACUAUGGUUAUUACAGACCCAUGGUUGAUAUCCUUGUUUCAUUUGAUUUUUAUUUGCAAUUUCAUUAUUUAAUUUUUUUUGUGUGUUUUUGUAUGAAAAGUUUGAUUUCUACUGUAAAGCAAAUUUGAAAUGAACAUUAUUACUACUUCUGAAAUUCUGAGACUGUAUUGAAUUUGAAAGUAUCAAUAUAGAGUGCUAGGAGGAACUUAGGGAAACCAGUAGAGUAGCUGAACUAUUGGAGCUCUUCUUUUGUCCUGUGCUUUCCUUUGGUUCUAUAGAUUGUCAUGAUGAUGCAUGUAGAUAUAUAUAUAAUAUAAAAUAGUACUGUAAAAGUCAAUCCCAAUAUUGAAACAGAAUAUUACUUUUACAAUUGUGUAUAAGUUCUGCAGAGAUAUCUAAAUGUCAUCAAUAUGUAUGUUAACUGCUUAGUAUAUAUUUAUAUAUAUGUAUCCAUCAUUCUUUCUUUUAUUCGUUUCUUUUUUUUUUAAUAAGUAUUUGAAGGAAAUUUUAGUGUUGGUGGGGCGAUUUGUUGUGUUUACUUUGAUAUUGAAUACGGGUUAAUGGUGUUCUUGUCCUAAGCUGUUUGAGUCUGUUCUAAGAAAUUAGUAAUUUUUUUUAGUAAUAUGUAUGUUUUAUUAAGGCUCCACCAUUGUUGGUGGUACCAUUUAUAGGCAAUGUGAUUAGAGAUGUGGCGAGCCCCCAUCGCUGUGGGGGGUUCAUGCUCCAUGUGCUAUGAUGGGACCUCUAGUGUGGGUCAGUAAUAUGCAUAAUGGGUUGUUUGUUUGAUGUAGUUCCUUCAGAAAUUCGAUUCAAUCCAAAAUUUAUCCAUUUUUCAAGGUAAAAAAAAUUAUACUAUCUCUUUUAUUAUUAUUUUAAAAUUUAAUAAAUAAAGAAAGAACAAAAGCCAUUAAUUUGUUUUUUAUUUUCAGAAUUGUGUAGGAGCUAUAGUUGGGACCCAUAUCUCUGCUCAUGUUCCCAUUAAUGAACAAAUACCAUAUCGAGGUCGGAAGGUGGAUACAACUCAAAACGUCAUGUGUAUAUGUUCAUUUGACAUGAAGUUCACAUAUGUUGUAGCGGGAUGGGAAGGAUCAGCUAAUGAUGCACGAAUUCUUUCAGAAUGUGCCACAAACCCAGAUUAUGAAUUCCCAGCUCCACCCAAUGGAAAAUAUUAUCUUGUUGAUUCUGGAUAUACAAACAUGCCUGGUUUUCUUUCCCCAUAUCGAGGAGAAAGAUAUCAUUUGAAUCAAUAUGCAGAUCGUAAUCCUUCAGGAAAAAGGGAGUUGUUCAAUUAUCGACAUUCGUCUUUGAGAAAUGUCAUCGAGCGGUGCUUUGGCGUAUUGAAGGCUCGCUUUCUUAUUUUAAAGCAAAUGCCUUCCUAUGAUCUAAAAAUACAAAAGUACAUUGUGAUUGCUUGUUAUGGAAUUCAUAAUUUUAUAAGGACAAAUGCAGAAAAAGACGUAUAUUUUGAUGGAGAUGAAGACAUUCCUGAAGUACAAGAUGCUACUAUACAAAGUACCCACGAAACUUUGAAUGAUAGUGUUGAGUUUAGCAUUUCAAGAGAUCAACUUCGUGAAAUGGCUAAUGUCCGUGAUGAAAUCGCUGAUCAUAUAUGGAGAGCAAAUCGACGAUGAAGAUAAUGAGUGAAGAUUAUUAACAAUUAAAUUUUUUUUAAUAGUUUUCUUCAAGAUUAGACAAUUAUUAGUUCAUAUUUUAUUAUGAAUUUGUCAGUUUUGUGUUAUAGAUAAUGUGUUUCAUGAUUUUAAAUUACUUGAAUUUUUUAAAAUGUUAAUGAGUAUUUUUUAUUUGAUUUUUUUUAUAAUUUUUA